Sclerotinia borealis F-4128 is the source of this 909-nucleotide messenger RNA. NCBI's taxonomy places the organism in Eukaryota, Fungi, Ascomycota, Leotiomycetes, Helotiales, Sclerotiniaceae. The record is from the annotation of a GenBank genome assembly.
AUGAAUACCAAAACCAUUCACGUCCCCCAUCUGGGAGGAACAGAAGUAGGUUAUCAAAUGCCCAAGCCAUACGAUCCCUCCAAACCGACUCUCAUUCUCGUAAAUUCCUUUACGACGUCGUCUGAACUUUAUCGCCAGCAAUUUGACAAUGCAGAACUAAACGCAGCAAUGAAUCUCCUCGCCAUCGAACCAUUAGGUCAUGGACUCACAAAGACCAAGGUCGAGAAUUGGACUUAUUGGGAUACUGCUAUUGCAAAUAUCCAGAUAAUAGACGCUCUCUCCAUCGACCACGCAUUCGUUCUCGGCACUUCUCAAGGAGGCUGGAUUGCCGUUCGCAUGGCGCUCAUUGCACCCCACAGGAUCCAAGGUGUCAUUCCCCUUGGCACAUCUCUAGAUUACGAGUCUGAACGAACGCGUCUUCAUGGUUGCUGGAACCCUUUGGUUCCAUUGACGAAACACAUUGAAAGUUGGACUGUCAAGCCCGGAUUGUUGACGGAGGAUUUCGAGCCCGAUACUGAGUAUUGUGAUUUUUUAAUUGAUAUAGGAUUCAAUGAGUGUUCGACGGACGUGAGAGAGUUUUGGAGAAAAUCAAUCAAACACACAUAUCGCGGUGAUGAAGGAAGGAAAAGAAUUCGAAUGGCAGCUAUAAACCUCAGAGAUCGCGACGGGUUACAUGGGCGCUUGACAGAUGUGCGAUGUCCAUUUCUGUGGUUACAUGGUACAUCGGACGCGGUAUAUAGCAUUUCGAACGCACAAGAAGAAAUCAAAUUGCUUGUUAAUGCUGCUAGUAAAGAGGUGAUCAGUGUGGAAGGGGGGGCACAUUUCUUGAGUGCAACUCAUCCAGAUGAGGUGGGAAGGGCGUUGAUUGAGUUUGUUGGGAAGCACAAGAAUUGGAAAUUGGAAAACUAA